CCCAGGGGGGCUCCGGUGCCGAGCGCGCGCCGCGCCCUCCCCCUCCGGCCAAGACUCCGCAGGAGCGCGGAGAGGGGGGGCGCUGCGGAGCCGGGGGGCGGGGGCUAAAAAUACCCGGCGGCGGCGGCGGCGGCAGCGAGGCGACUGCUGGGGCUGCGGGGCUGCGGGCCGACGAGGCCGAGCGGGGCCAGGCCGGGCCCCGCUGACCGACAUGCUGACUUUCUUCCUCGUCUCCGGGGGCUCCCUCUGGCUUUUUGCGGAGUUCAUCCUUUCGCUUCUGGAGAAGAUGCAGACACAGGAGAUACUGAGGUUGCUGCGGCUACCCGAGCUGGGCGACUUGGGCCAGUUUUUCCGCAGCCUCUCAGCCACCACCCUUGUGAGUAUGGGCGCGCUGGCUGCCAUCCUUGCCUACUGGUUCACUCACCGGCCAAAGGCCUUACAACCACCGUGCAACCUCCUGAUGCAGUCGGAGGAAGUGGAGGACAGCGGAGGGGCCCGGCGAUCUGUGAUCGGAGACGGCCCUCAGCUGCUCACGCACUAUUACGACGAUGCCAGGACCAUGUACGAGGUGUUCCACCGCGGGCUUAGCAUCUCAGGGAAUGGACCCUGUCUUGGCUUCAGGAAGCCCAAGCAACCUUAUCAGUGGCUGUCCUAUCAGGAGGUGGCCGACAGGGCUGAAUAUCUAGGGUCUGGACUUCUGCAACACAAUUGUAAAGCAUGUACAGAUCAGUUUAUUGGCGUUUUUGCGCAAAAUCGACCAGAGUGGAUCAUCGCAGAGCUUGCCUGCUACACGUAUUCUAUGGUGGUGGUCCCACUCUAUGACACCCUGGGUCCUGGUGCUAUCCGCUACAUCAUCAACACAGCGGACAUCAGCACCGUGGUGGUGGAUAAACCUCAGAAGGCUGUGCUUCUGCUAGAACACGUGGAAAGGAAGGAGACUCCAGGGCUGAAGCUCAUCAUCGUCAUGGAACCGUUCGAGGAAGCUCUGAAAGACCGAGGGCAGGAGUGUGGGGUGGUCAUUAAGUCGAUGCAGGCCGUGGAGGAGUGUGGCCAACAGAAUCAUCACGUCCCUGUGCCUCCGAAGCCCAGCGACCUCUCCAUUGUGUGUUUCACAAGCGGCACAACAGGGAACCCAAAAGGUGCAAUGCUCACCCAUGGGAACGUGGUGGCUGACUUCUCAGGCUUUCUGAAAGUGACAGAGAGUCAGUGGGCUCCCACUUGUGCGGAUGUGCACAUUUCCUAUUUGCCUUUAGCACACAUGUUUGAGAGAAUGGUGCAGUCUGUCGUCUACUGCCAUGGCGGACGUGUAGGCUUCUUCCAGGGAGACAUCCGUCUCCUCUCAGAUGACAUGAAGGCUCUGUGCCCCACCAUCUUCCCUGUGGUUCCUCGAUUGCUGAACCGGAUGUAUGACAAGAUCUUCAGCCAAGCAGACACACCAUUAAAACGCUGGCUCCUCGAGUUCGCAGCAAAGCGGAAACAGGCUGAGGUCCGGAAGGGAAUCAUCAGGAAUGAUAGCAUCUGGGAUGAACUCUUCUUUAAUAAGAUUCAGGCCAAUCUUGGUGGGUGUGUGCGGAUGAUUGUUACUGGAGCAGCCCCUGCAUCACCAGCAGUCCUGGGAUUCCUUCGGGCGGCCCUAGGAUGCCAGGUUUAUGAGGGCUAUGGCCAAACUGAGUGCACGGCUGGAUGUACCUUCACCACGCCCGGGGACUGGACCUCAGGGCACGUAGGGGCACCUCUGCCCUGCAAUCAUAUCAAGCUCAUCGAUGUCGAGGAACUGAACUAUUGGACCUACAAAGGAGAGGGAGAGAUAUGUGUGAGAGGACCAAAUGUGUUCAAAGGUUACUUGAAAGAUCCAGACAGGACAAAGGAGGCCCUGGACAGUGACGGCUGGCUUCACACUGGGGACAUUGGGAAAUGGCUGCCGGCAGGAACUCUUAAAAUUAUUGAUCGGAAAAAGCACAUAUUUAAACUUGCUCAGGGAGAAUAUAUUGCACCCGAGAAGAUUGAGAACAUCUAUAUCCGGAGUGAGCCUGUGGCACAAAUAUUUGUCCAUGGGGACAGCUUAAAGGCCUAUUUGGUGGGCAUUGUUGUGCCUGACCCUGAAGUCAUGCCCUCUUGGGCUCAGAAGAGAGGAAUUGAAGGGUCAUAUGCAGAGCUCUGUGCAAAUAAGGAGCUGAAAAAAACCAUUUUGGAAGAUAUGGUGAGGUUAGGAAAAGAGAGUGGACUCCAUUCUUUUGAACAGGUUAAAGCCAUUCACAUCCACUCUGACAUGUUCUCAGUUCAGAAUGGCUUGCUGACGCCAACAUUAAAGGCUAAGAGACCUGAGCUGAGAGAGUACUUCAAAAAACAAAUAGAAGAGCUUUACUCAAUCUCCAUGUGAAGUUCAAGGAAAGUUCUUCUCAGUUUAAUGGACUGUGUAGCAAUAUUAUAGUUACUCUUGAAAGUAAUGAAUCAGAAUGAUGCAGCUGAAAAUGAAUAAGCACGUGAUCUUAUGACUGAGCCUUUUCCUGUCCCAAGAAGUCUUUAACAAUAUUUUCUCUAUCAUCACUGAGUACACUUUAUUUUUAUUAAAAUGAUAUUGUAACAAGCUGCUAAAAAAUAUCACAAAUGGCAAUGUAAAAAUCAAGACUUUUCUCAAGGACUGUGUACCACUAAAAGUAAUAUAUUCUCAAUGUUUGCAGAACUCUUAUUAAACAUAAAGGAAAAACAUAACUGA
Suricata suricatta (meerkat) is the source of this 2716-nucleotide messenger RNA. RefSeq names its product acyl-CoA synthetase long chain family member 6 (gene ACSL6). NCBI's taxonomy places the organism in Eukaryota, Metazoa, Chordata, Mammalia, Carnivora, Herpestidae. The record is from RefSeq and is a predicted model, not a curated record. Gene Ontology annotation, cellular component: endoplasmic reticulum; membrane. Gene Ontology annotation, molecular function: arachidonate-CoA ligase activity. Gene Ontology annotation, biological process: long-chain fatty acid metabolic process; long-chain fatty-acyl-CoA biosynthetic process; very long-chain fatty acid metabolic process. The transcript has 21 exons. Bases 212 to 2380 code for a protein of 722 amino acids.